Antrostomus carolinensis (chuck-will's-widow) is the source of this 2009-nucleotide messenger RNA. RefSeq lists its product as uncharacterized. The transcript has 10 exons. Lineage: Eukaryota; Metazoa; Chordata; Aves; Caprimulgiformes; Caprimulgidae. The annotation marks the transcript as partial. The record is from RefSeq and is a predicted model, not a curated record.
AUGGCGGCCAAUGCGGUUGACGGCAACAGGGACGGGGUUUGGCACCACGGUUCUUGUGCCCGUACGUUGAUGGAACGGGAACCGUGGUGGAGCGUGGACCUGGGUGGACGCCGGGCGGUGGCGGCCGUGGUGGUGAAGAACCGACAGGAUUGUUGUUGGCAACGGUUACGAGGAGCCCAAGUCCACGUCGGGGACGCGCCGGCCGAGCGCGGGAAAGACAACCCCAUCUGUGGCACCAUCACGGACGCCGGUCCCGGUUCCCUCAGCACCAUCUGCUGCCCUGGGCUGUUGGGUCGCUACGUCUCCAUCCUCAUCCCCGGUCGAGUGGACACGUUGGUGGUGUGUGAGGUGGAGGUGGUGUUGGAUGCUCCCAACGUGGCCCGAGGUCGCGCCGUCGCUCAAUCCUCAACGCUCAACGUCAUCAGCGUGGCCGUCAACGCCGUGGAUGGCAACGGUGACACCGACUGGGAACGUGGCUCCUGUUCCCACACAGAGAAGGAGUUGGAACCCUGGUGGCACGUAGACCUGGGUCACCGACACGCCGUCUACGCCGUCACCGUCACCAACCGUGGCGAUUGCUGCUGGGAGAGUCUUCUUGGUGCUCAAGUUCAUGUUGGUGACUCCUUGGCUGACCAUGGCAAACGCAACCCAGUUUGUGGGGUCAUCUUGGACACCGGUCCUGGUUCCACCACCACCAUCUGCUGCAACGGGUUGAUGGGUCGUUACAUCUCCAUCAUCAUCCCCGGUCGGGAGGAUUUCCUGGUCCUCUGCGAGGUGGAGGUGACAUCACAGAGCUGUGUCCCCCCUCCUGGUGCUCAAAACUUGGCCCUACGGCGCCCGGUGGCACAAUCUUCUUCGGUCAACCGGGUCGGUAACGCCAUCAACGCCGUGGAUGGGAACAGGGAUGGGACCUGGAGACACGGCUCUUGUUCUCAAACCCAGAAGGAACUGGAACCAUGGUGGAUGGUGGAUCUAGGCCGACGUCUCGCCGUGGCAGCCGUGGUGGUGAGGAACCGCUUGGAUUGCUGCUGGCACCGCUUGAAAGGUGCCCAGGUCCACGUUGGAGAUUCUCUCGCCGGUUACGGGACCAACAACCCCGUAUGUGGCACCAUCACGGACACCGGUCCCGGUUCCACCAGCACCAUCUGCUGCCGUGGGUUACGUGGUCGCUACGUCACCGUCACCAUCCCCGGGCGGGAGGAACGGUUGAGUUUGUGUGAGGUGGAGGUGGUGAGUGAGCUCUGGGGACACCAGUGUCACCAGCAACACCGGGAAGCUCAAAACGUGGCCGUGGGUCGCCCGGCCACUCAAUCCUCCAUCUUGGACACCAGUAGCGGUGCUGCCAACGCCGUAGAUGGGAACAGGGAUGGGAACUGGGAACACGGUUCCUGCAGCCACACCACGGAGGAGCUGGAACCCUGGUGGCGCGUGGAUCUGGGCCACCAACACAAGGUCUACGCCGUGGUGGUGAAGAACCGUGACGAUUGCUGCUGGGAGAGGUUGAAAGGCGCCGAGAUCCACGUCGGUGAUUCCUUGGUUGAUCGUGGACGACGCAACCCGGUUUGUGGCAUCAUCACAGACACCAACCCUGGUUCACUCAACACCAUCUGCUGCCACGGUCUUCGCGGUCGUUACGUCUCCAUCUUCAUCCCCAACCGGGAAGACGCCUUGGUGAUGUGUGAGGUGGAGGUGAUCCGCCAAGGUUGUGUCCCUCUACCUGGUGCUCCCAACGUAGCGCGUGACCAACGGGCGACACAAUCGUCCACCUCCACCGGCACCGGCGCCGCGUCCAAAGCCGUUGAUGGCAACAGGGACGGUGUUUGGCAACAUGGUUCCUGCAGCCACACGAGGAGAGAGUGGGAACCGUGGUGGAGCGUGGACCUGGGUGGACGCCGGGCGGUGGCGGCCGUGGUGGUGAAGAACCGACAGGAUUGUUGUUGGCAACGGUUACGAGGAGCCCAAGUCCACGUCGGGGACGCGCCGGCCGAGCGCGGGAAAGACAACCCCAU